Molecule: messenger RNA, 2679 nt
Organism: Morus notabilis
Lineage: Eukaryota; Viridiplantae; Streptophyta; Magnoliopsida; Rosales; Moraceae
Product: MND1-interacting protein 1
Exons: 3
Coding region: 124-2307 (727 amino acids)
Source: RefSeq, a predicted model, not a curated record
ACAACAACAACAACAAGAAGCUCCGACGCACGCCUCCACUUGUCCCUUCCUCUCUCUCUCUAAAACUCCCUCUCAAAGAGCUUCAGCAGCCAAACACCGAUCGUCGCCGAUUUUUCAAUUUUCAUGGGUUGUACUGUGAGAGAUAAGCAUAUUCGUACGAACCGGAGGCUCCGAUCGGUGAAACAUGAAAUUGAUCCGUGUUCAUUGUUGGACAAAGCGUCUAUAUCAAAAUCAAUACUAGAAUCGGGUCUUAUUAAGCCAUUGAAUAGCCCUAAUUCUGGUUCCAAUGAUUCGACCCAAAACCCUAGCUCUAACCCUAACCCCAGUGCUAGCCCCAAUUCCAAUUGUGACGAUAGUGGGUGGGGAUACUGCACGGAAGAUCAAUUGGAGGAGAUUUUGUUGAAAAACUUGGAGUUUUUGUAUAAUGAAGCUAUAUCUAGACUUGUUGCGUUGGGUUACAAUGAGGAUGUUGCGCUUAAAGCGAUUUUGAGAAAUGGGCAUUGCUAUGGGGGCAUGGAUGUGCUGACAAACAUUUUGCAUAACUCUUUGGCGUAUUUGAAUAGUAGUUGUGGUAGUAGCAAUGAGAACUCGGAGGAGUCCGAGCUCGUUUUUGCGGAUUUGAGGCAGUUGGAGGAGUAUUCGCUUGCGGGUAUGGUUUGUUUGUUGCAACAAGUAAGGCCUUAUUUGAGUAAAGGGGAUGCCAUGUGGUGUUUGCUUAUGAGUGAUCUUCAUGUGGGUCGGGCAACUACUAUGGAAAUUCCUGUUCUCCCAUCGUCCGGAAAUGGUGGUGGAACUGCCGUAGCUACUAAUGCUGCGGAUAUUGUAAGUAGUGGAAACCAUUCGGUUGGUGUUGUGACCCCGACGCUUUGUAGGUUUCAUAGUGGUUGGGGUUUUGGGAAUGGGGGAGGUUCCGAAUCUUCAAUUCAUGGCUUUUUCUCUUAUGGUGGUGAGAUUGCUUUGCAAAGAGAAAUUGAGUGUCCGAAAAGGUUUAAUCUUUCUCCUUCAAUGAAGUCAUUGUUGAAGAGGAAUGUUGCGCUGUUUGCAGCCGGUUUCCGAGCAAACUCGAAACAGUUUCAGACACAAUCAGAAGCUUGCCUGAAUACUUUGACAAAUAGGAGUUCCCAGGUUGGAUCAGCUGCUGAAGUUCCUGCGGAGAAAGGUGAGGAGUCCCAAAAUACAAAGAACCAGGAAGCAGUAAACUUAGUAUUGAGUAAAUUCCGUGAUCUAAAUCUCGAUGAAAACUCGGAGCUAGUGGCCGAAGAUCAGAAGGAUGAAAUGAUAGUUACUCUGAUUCACCAGAUCAAGGAGCUCGAGAAACAAGUAAAGGAGCGGAAGGAGUGGGCUCACGAAAAGGCAAUGCAAGCUGCAAGAAAACUUAGUAAUGAUCUGAGAGAGCUGAAGAUUUUAAGAAUGGAACGGGAGGAGACUCAGAGGUUGAAGAAGGGGAAACAAACUCUCGAGGAUUCGACAAUGAAGAGACUUUCAGAGAUGGAAAAUGCUCUAAGAAAAGCCAGUGGUCAAGUCGACCGGGCAAAUGCCGCUGUGAAACGUCUCGAGACUGAGAAUGCUGAAAUCAGAGCAGAAAUGGAGGCCUCUAAGUUAAGUGCUGCUGAGUCAGUCACCACCUGCUUGGAGCUUGCAAAGAGAGAGAAAAAGUGCUUGAAGAGGCUUUUGGCUUGGGAGAAACAGAAAGCUAGGUUGCAGGAGGAGAUUGAAAAUGAGAAAGAGAAGAUUACACAAUUGCAACAAACUCUCUCUCGCAUCAAGCAGUCUCAGAAAGUUGCUGAGUUAAAGUGGAGGCAGGAGCUCAAGGCUAAAGAGCUAGCGGUGGCACAAUUGGAAGAGGAAAGACGCUUGAAAGAAGCGGCUGAGGCUAGUAGCAAAAGAAAGCUUGAAGCUUUGCGCUUAAAGAUAGAGAUAGAUUUCCAGCGCCACAAGGAUGAUCUCCAAAGACUUGAGCAGGAACUGUCUCGCCUAAAAGCGUCAUCUCAAUUAACUGAGUCACAUAAUCCGUCAAAUACCCCACCUGCUGGGAACUUCGAGGGCGCAAAGCCUCAAGGAGAAACAAUUGCAAAGCUGCUUCGCGAGCUAGAUAAUCUGGAGGAUUUGUCGGAGAAAGAAAUAAACUCUGAUAGGGAAUGCAUAAUUUGUCUUAAGGACGAAGUCUCUGUUGUUUUCUUGCCAUGUGCUCAUCAAGUAAUGUGCGCAGGCUGCAGUGAGGAUUUUGGGGUAAAGCGUAAAGCUACUUGUCCCUGUUGUCGGGUUCCAGUUGAGCAGAAAAUCUGUGUUUUUGGUGCAAGUUCAUAGCUUGAGUUGAAGAAGUAUUGUGCCAGCCCCAGAGGGUAGCUUUUUUCUGGUACACUGAGUUAUACAGUUUUUUGUAUUUGCAUACAGUCAAUCGGAGAUCGUCUGCUUGAAUGUGCUUUGUGUACAUCUGCGGAAUCAGUGUAUGUAAAUAAAAAGAAAAAGGAUAUUUAUGGCCUUUGUACACAAAAACUUGGUUACUUUGGCUGUGAUCAGUCAAGUAAUCCAAAAAACACAAAGUUAAACUAAAAACCAGUCACCCAUUUUUCUAAUGUCUCAACUUCAUGAACUUUGCUUGAAGAAUUUGAUGCAUUUUGGUUGUGGUGGGUAAAAUCUGUCGUUUUGAUUCAUCGUAAGAAUGUAUAUUGUGGUGGC